Messenger RNA from Anguilla anguilla (European eel), 1621 nucleotides. Its product is annotated as homeobox protein aristaless-like 3. Gene Ontology annotation, biological process: regulation of transcription by RNA polymerase II. NCBI's taxonomy places the organism in Eukaryota, Metazoa, Chordata, Actinopteri, Anguilliformes, Anguillidae. The coding region runs from base 78 to 1181 and encodes 367 amino acids. The transcript has 4 exons. The record is from RefSeq and is a predicted model, not a curated record. Gene Ontology annotation, molecular function: DNA-binding transcription factor activity, RNA polymerase II-specific; RNA polymerase II transcription regulatory region sequence-specific DNA binding.
UCUAGCAAAUUUUCAAACACAAACGUUUGUGCUCCCAAUACAAGCUCAAACGUUAGAAACGUCGGUCUCGACUGACAAUGGAGACGGAUAGUUGCUUGUCUUUUUGUUCUCCGCCUAAUAGGACAACCCAGGACGAUUCUCCGCGUUUGGAGCGCAGUUCCGAUUCUUUUCGAUCCGGUGACGAGUCACCGAAUGCCCAGCACCAUAUUCAUUCCCAUCGAAUAAAUUUACGGGGCGAUUUUUACAGCCACGCAGCUGUAGGAAGGUUCACCGAUACUCUGGGGGACUUUGCGCACAGCGUGGUUACGCCAAACGCUCGCGAUUCAUCAGUGAAACUGCACAGCAAAUAUCUGGAAGCUUUAAACCAAAGUCAGAAGUUUUUAUCAUUAAGUGGGAAGACCACGCUUUAUGAGAAUAAUCCUCAGGAUGGGGAGAAGGGCCAGCCCAAACCCCUCGGGUUCCCCGUCCCGGGCCCCUACUGCUGCGGCCGGCUGAAGGAGUCGCCCGUCGAGCCGCUGGGCGACUCCAUCGCCGACUCCAUCGACCUGUCGGGCAAGAGCAAGAAGCGGCGGAACCGCACCACCUUCAGCACCUUCCAGCUGGACGAGCUGGAGAAGGUGUUCCAGAAGACGCACUACCCCGACGUCUACGCCCGCGAACAGCUGGCCCUCCGCACGGACCUCACGGAGGCCCGCGUGCAGGUGUGGUUCCAGAACCGCAGGGCCAAGUGGAGGAAGCGGGAACGCUACGGGAAGAUCCAGGAGGUGCGCAACCACUUCGCUGCUACGUACGACAUCUCCAUCCUCCCUCGCUCUGAGACGUACUCUCAGCUCCAGAGUAACUUGUGGCCAGGGAGCAGUCCUGGGGCCCCAGGGGUGGGCGGGGGCUGCGUUCUGGGCCCCGACAGCAUGCCCUCGUCCUGCAUGACACCCUACUCCCACCCCCACCCCCACAGCAACCUGCCGGGCUUCAUGGGCAUCUCCGCCUCACCCGGCCCCCACCACCCGCACCCGCACCCCCACGCGGGCGUCAACAGCCUGUACUCGCUGCACGGCUUCCCCGGGGCGCUGGGGGGCCACUCCUUCGAACCCACGGCCGAGUCCGACUACAAGCCGUCGGGCCUGGUGGCCCUGCGCGUGAAGACCAAGGAGCCCGGCGGCCUGCUGUCCUGGCCCACAUGACCCUGGCGCUGGCCCACAUGACCCUGGCACUGGCCCACAUGACCCUGCCGCUGGCCCAGUGACUGUGGCGCUGGACACCCGCAAUUCGGCCGGCCCUCCAGAGCACAUGGCCAACCGCUGCUCACCCAGAACGUCUGUCCGGCUGAAGGGAUGAGGGAAGAUGCUGAGGUCCAAAGCUUGGGUUUCGGCCCUUCAUUCUGGCAUCUCUGCCUCUGUACAACUCCUCCUCUUCCUCUCAGCUCUCUUCCUCCUGCCACUAAAGUAACUUACCCUGAUUUCACUGUUCAGGGAUGUUAUCAUCUGCAGGAUGACACAGGAUGCUUUUGGAGGGGACAGUCUGCUUGUUUCAUGCCUGGUCCAUAUAGGCCAGGGUUGUUGGCCUCAGCUUUCUUUUGGACAACUUGCAUGGGACAUUUAGCCUUUUUUGGAAAUAAUAAUAA